GCGCCCGGAUUGGCGGGUCUCGCUGACCACUCAGGAAUGGCCCAGGCUCCCGUCGAGCCCGGGGAGUCGAGCUGAGCCUAGCCGAGCGGGGGCCCCAGCUGGCGGCCCCGGCCUAGGCCCUGCGUGCGGCGCGGGGCCCUCCCGGCCGAGGCCUUCAGAGGGCUGGCCCGCGCCGGGAUGGGGCCCCCGGGGGCAGGCACCUCCGGGUCCUGUCCCUCGCAGGGUGCCAGUGCCAGCUGGGGGUGCGUCCGGGUUCCCCUUAGGCCGGGGUUCUCGGCGCUCAGGCUCGGGAGGGACGGGCUUGCCUGUCCUGAAUGUUUCUACACUCAGGAGUGCAUCUCACAGUCUUCUAUAAUCUCCGGAGGGAAAUUCCCUGUGUUCAGGAUUCUAACUUGGAGGGACCAUGGAGCAGUAUACAGCGAACAGCAAUAGUUCAACAGAGCAGAUUGUUGUGCAGGCUGGUCCGAUUCAGCAGCAGCUCUUCCUGUUCCUGUUCUCAGCAGCAGGGUGGUGUCACUGCUGUCCAGUUGCAGACUGAGGCCCAGGUGGCAUCCGCCUCAGGCCAGCAAGUCCAGACCCUCCAGGUAGUCCAGGGGCAGCCAUUAAUGGUGCAGGUCAGUGGAGGCCAGUUAAUCACAUCAACUGGCCAACCCAUCAUGGUCCAGGCUGUUCCUGGUGGACAAGGUCAAACCAUCAUGCAAGUACCUGUAUCUGGAUCCCAGGGUUUGCAGCAGAUCCAGUUGGUCCCACCUGGACAGAUCCAGAUCCAGGGUGGGCAGGCUGUGCAAGUGCAGGGCCAGCAGGGCCAAACCCAGCAGAUCAUCAUCCAGCAGCCCCAGACAGCUGUUACUGCUGGCCAGACCCAGACACAGCAGCAAAUUGCUGUCCAGGGGCAGCAAGUGGCACAGACUGCUGAAGGGCAGACCAUUGUUUAUCAGCCAGUUAAUGCAGACGGUACCAUUCUCCAGCAAGUUACAGUCCCUGUUUCAGGCAUGAUCACCAUCCCAGCGGCGAGUUUGGCGGGAGCACAGAUUGUUCAGACAGGAGCCAACACCAAUACAACCAGCAGUGGACAAGGGACUGUCACUGUGACACUGCCAGUGGCAGGCAAUGUGGUCAAUUCAGGAGGGAUGGUCAUGAUGGUGCCUGGUGCUGGGUCUGUGCCUGCUAUUCAAAGAAUCCCUCUACCUGGGGCAGAGAUGCUCGAAGAAGAGCCUCUCUAUGUGAAUGCCAAACAGUAUCACCGCAUACUUAAGAGGAGGCAAGCCCGAGCCAAACUAGAGGCAGAAGGGAAAAUUCCAAAGGAAAGAAGGAAAUAUCUGCAUGAGUCUCGGCACCGUCAUGCCAUGGCACGGAAGCGUGGUGAAGGUGGGCGAUUUUUCUCUCCGAAAGAAAAGGAUAGUCCUCAUAUGCAGGAUCCAAGCCAAGCAGAUGAAGAAGCAAUGACACAGAUCAUCCGAGUGUCCUAACCCCAAGCCAUGUGAUGGAGAUGAUCAAGGUCAUGUUCCUCACCACUGUUCCAGGAAAUUGAUCACUUCUUCCAAUGGGACACUGAUGAUCACAUUCUGCCCUUUUCUACAGGACAGAAACCCACUUAGUUUUUCAAAGUGGCUUGGUAUUAUAAUUGCAGCAGUGUCUGGCAAAUUGAAGUUGCAAGGCUUUGUCUCACCCUUUCAGUCCGGACCUAUUUUAGACUGUUGAUGACAUUGACGUUUCAUGGACUAGGAUGAUGCAAGGGACUCAUGCCAGCCCAACAGUACCACACACAGCACUUAGAUGUUGACUGGGGAAAGCCAGCCAGCCGUCUGAGCAAGGGAGAAAAACCUUCUCAAGCUAAACUACAACCCGGGAAGCUGCAGCCCACUCCUUCCCAUGGAAUCUAAACACCAUCUCAGGCUAAGUGAAUGGAUACUGUAUUCAGAGAUGACUUCCUGGCAUGGAAGUUCAAUCUCAUAAUAUGGAAAUAAUAAAUUCUCUGAGAUACAUUCAUCUAAUCUGUGGUAAUAUAAGAAUCUGUCUGCCAAGAGGAUAGGUUGGUAUUUUUGGACUCCCAAGCCAAGAAAAAGCUAAUUCGGGGGAUAGAAUGAUAAAAGAAUCAAGCACUAAAAAUAAUUGCUGAAUCUUUUUUUGUUUUGGCCAGUUGUGGUCUGCUUGUCAAUUUGUUGACAGGUCAUCUGGACCAUAGUUCUUAUUAUGGCUGCUUAUAAGACAAUUUAGAAGGUAUUGGACCUUGAAACUUCCUUUCCUAAGUAGAGAACAAAACAAUACAACUAUGCUGAAGUGCUGAGGACAUUUGUAGUCACUCCUAAACAGAGAGACAAAAUAGAGAUUUUCAGUCAUAAGCUUGGUGACAGCAUUUGGAAAAUAGAAGGGUUUGUGUGUGUUUCAGCCUAGAAGAAGAAGAGAGGUAUAUACAUAUAUAUGCCCAUGUGUUGUCAUAUAGCAUGAUUUCUUCAGUUGAUGGAUGCCUGGUUUGGAUCAUUAAGAUGAAGAGACUAAUUUACAUUAUAAUCUUUUUAACAACUGAAAGAGAAGUCUGAGAUUUGGUCUUUGACACUUUCUGGAAAGCACUGUUCAAUCAAGCUGUCCUGGAUGUUCUCCAGGUUACCUCCUACACUUAAAAACAUAGAUGUUGGCUUCACUCGUGCAAGAGCUUUGUGCUGGCCCCAGAAAACAGACAUUCUCAUGUUUCCCAUGGCAGCUGACUAGUUGGUGCCAGCUUCCAUUUGCUUCCCCCUUUCUCCACAUCCCUUGUACAGCAAGGUUUUCACAUUGCAUCUACAUUUUGGGGACAAAUUACAGACUGGAACUAGAGAUGCCUAUAGUGUAAGGAAUUGGGCUACAGUUCCUAGAAUGGGUUGUGUCUCAUUUCUCUAAUUGCAUUAAGAGAGAAAAAAUAUUUCACUCUCUAAAGAAAACAUCAUAAGCAUUGUAAUGGUCUAAAUAGAGGUACAGAGCUAUGCAAAGAAAGCAGGAAGUGAAAUAUAUUUCUAAUUCCUGGAAUCGAAUCAUCUCCUGGCUUCCAGAUGUUAGAAUGGAGGACUUAUUCUUUGGUAGACUCACUAGAAACUUCCAGCUCAUAACAUGAUUUUUACAUGUUAACUUUAUCCAGUAAUCCCCAAAUUUGUCAAAUGACAGAUUACUAAAAACAAUGAGAAAUUUAUAUCCCUAGGUUUGUUUAGGAAUCUUUAAGGUGCAGAGUUCAGUUCAGACCUAAUUUCUAGUACUUAAGCCAAUAUUUCAAAAAUGCUAUUUAUUUAUAUCUGUAAGUUUGUACAUAAUAAUUCCAGCCUCAUUGUUUCAGAAUUUUUUCAUGCAUUUGAGUUUUGCUUAAAAUUAAAUGCUUCAGUUGUCAUUGCAUUUCAGCUCAUUCAUGGCCCUUUUAUUGUGGUCAUUUUUAGCACACCAUAAUAACCCACAAAGUGGGGGUGGGGCGAUUAAAGUUUGGAUUUUUUAUUUGUUGCUAGAAAUCCUUUUAUUCAUUUUUCCUUUUGACUGUAGUGGUGACUUAGAUAUAUUCAAUAGAAAGAGUGAAUGGAUGAGUGAAUAAUUGGUUUAAUACAUAGUUAAUUCAUGAAUGCUUUUUUUUUUUCUUUUUGAGGGUAAUUGUAUGUAUUUUAAUUGUAUUGGUACAUUGAACAUGUCAGUGUGUAUAUCACUGGACCAACAACAUUUUUGGCUAUUGAGUGCCUGAUAAUAAUGUCUUGAUUUUCCUUGGGGACUCAAUUAUAUAUAUUUUCUCCUCAGCGGUAGGGGGAGUACAGGUGAUCUAAUCAUUGAUGUCAUUGCAAUUGUUAUUUUUAAAAAUAAAUUUAUGAAAAAGU
Messenger RNA from Pipistrellus kuhlii (Kuhl's pipistrelle), 3824 nucleotides. RefSeq names its product nuclear transcription factor Y subunit alpha (gene NFYA). Gene Ontology annotation, cellular component: CCAAT-binding factor complex. Gene Ontology annotation, molecular function: RNA polymerase II cis-regulatory region sequence-specific DNA binding; DNA-binding transcription factor activity, RNA polymerase II-specific. Gene Ontology annotation, biological process: regulation of transcription by RNA polymerase II. Lineage: Eukaryota; Metazoa; Chordata; Mammalia; Chiroptera; Vespertilionidae. The record is from RefSeq and is a predicted model, not a curated record. The transcript is spliced from 10 exons. The coding region runs from base 315 to 1469 and encodes 384 amino acids.